AGUGUUACACCAGAAAAAUUUUAAAGAUACAAUACCUACCUAUUCUUUCCGUUUUCUUUUCGUUUCUUUUUUGAUUCAAUAAAAUAGUUAAUUGAUUCCGAAUAGACAUGUUAAAUCCUGAUCCAAGUGCAAUUGCCGCCCAAGAAAGCUCCCACGAAAUAUCUGAAUGUGUUAGUAUAGCCUCUUCUGUCACAAGAAAACAAGCACCCUCUGUAGCGUCUACCGUUUUAUCAAAAGAGAAGAGCAAUCAAGAGUAUGAAUUUAAAAACGAUCUCGAAGGAGUUGAUGAAACUGAGGAUUUGCCGGAUGGUGGUUAUGGUUGGUUUGUUGUUUUAGGUACAUUUAUGACUCAAUUCACAAGUUUUGGUACCUCUGCAUGCUGGGGUAUUUUACAAGAUUACCUAGAUGUAAACAUGUUUCAAAAUAAGACCACCAAUUCGCAAUUCAAGUUGAGUUUUGUUGGCACUCUUUUAGAAGUAUGUACCACUUUAUGUGGUCCAUUAGCACAAAUCAUUUCAUCUCAAUUCGGUACCAAAACAGUGUUGAUUAUAGGCACUAUUUUAGCAACACUAGGCCUUGAAUUAGCCAGUUUAGGAACAGAGCUAUGGCAUUUCUAUCUCACAGUUGGUGUUAUGUUUGGAUGUGGUGCAUCGCUAUUGUUUGUGACUGGUAUGGGAACAACGCCUUUAUGGUUCAAUAAGCGUAGAGGAAUUGCUACUGGCAUUGCUUCAGGGGGCACAGGCAUCGGUGGUGUUAUCUUACCGUUUGUCAUUACUCCAUUAAAUGAGUCAUUAGGUAUUGCAUGGACGUUUCGUAUUAUGGGAUUUAUUUGCCUUGUAUGCGAUGUGAUUGCAUGUGUCUUUGUCAAAGAUAAAGUAUCUGUUAAGAAACAAGCUGGUGAACGCUCUCUAAAACAUAUCUUUGACUUCUCCAUCUUGAAAGACAUUAAUUUCUUACUCUGGACAUGUGGAUCUGUUAUUUCCAUCAUGGGCUACUUUAUCCCAUUCUUUUUCUUACCUGCAUAUGCUACUUAUCUUGGACUAUCUGCUUCACAAAGUUCAGCGCUUAUCGCGGUAAUGUCGGCCUGUAGUUUUAUUGGUCGCAUCCUCGUUGGGUAUAUCGGCGACCGUAUUGGUAGACUGAACGCAAACAUUAUCUUUACGUUCUGCUGUUCACUGACCAACUUUCUUAUAUGGACAUUUGCUUAUAGUUAUGGUUCUUUGAUGGCUUAUUCUGCUCUUUUUGGCCUAUUCUGUGCUUCUUAUUUUGCUAUGAUGACAACCAUUACAGCAGCAAUCUUGAGUCCAGAGCAAUAUCGAACGGGCGUGUCUACAUUGUUGUUAUCAAACACAGUCUCUGUUUUGGGUAUUACUAUUGCUGGUGCAGUAGAAGCAAGCUUAAAGAACACAGAACCCUAUUUCUCUUACAAAAUGUUUACAGGCGUAGUUUAUCUUGUAGGUGGUAUUAUUUUAGUUGCCCUAAAGAUUAGAAUUAAAGGCCUUUUUGCUAAGUUUUAAAAUAAACUUUUUUUAUUAUUUGA
Molecule: messenger RNA, 1540 nt
Organism: Gilbertella persicaria
Lineage: Eukaryota; Fungi; Mucoromycota; Mucoromycetes; Mucorales; Choanephoraceae
Product: major facilitator superfamily domain-containing protein
Exons: 8
Coding region: 108-1517 (469 amino acids)
Biological process (GO): transmembrane transport
Cellular component (GO): fungal-type vacuole membrane
Molecular function (GO): transmembrane transporter activity
Source: RefSeq, a predicted model, not a curated record